Molecule: messenger RNA, 3268 nt
Organism: Cynocephalus volans (Philippine flying lemur)
Lineage: Eukaryota; Metazoa; Chordata; Mammalia; Dermoptera; Cynocephalidae
Gene: NCALD
Product: neurocalcin delta
Exons: 7
Coding region: 325-906 (193 amino acids)
Biological process (GO): calcium-mediated signaling
Molecular function (GO): tubulin binding; actin binding; calcium ion binding
Source: RefSeq, a predicted model, not a curated record
UUUAGAGCAUGGCUUAGAGUUGCAGUAGACUUGUGGGUACCUGUGAAUGGAAGAAACCAAGAGAACAACGUGGAGGCAACAGGCCCCAAAUGUCGGUGGUCUGAGGCUGGUGGAGUAACCCUGUUGACACAGUCAUGAAGUACUUGGAUGUCCAUCAAAGCCAUAAAAGACACUUAUCCAUCCACCCUGGGCGAUUCUGUUGAGUGACUUCCUCUGGCAUCAACUUGCUGUGUACCGGGAGAGAUCCACCACCAGAUCAUCUCAACUUUGGUCUCUUGGAACCACCCACUAGUGACAGUCAUAAACUGAAUUCUUGCGGCCGGGAUGGGGAAACAGAAUAGCAAGCUGCGCCCGGAGGUCAUGCAGGACUUGCUGGAAAGCACAGACUUCACAGAGCACGAGAUCCAGGAAUGGUAUAAGGGCUUCUUGAGAGACUGCCCCAGUGGACAUUUGUCAAUGGAAGAGUUUAAGAAAAUAUACGGGAACUUUUUCCCUUAUGGGGAUGCUUCCAAAUUUGCAGAGCAUGUCUUCCGCACCUUCGAUGCGAAUGGAGAUGGGACAAUAGACUUUAGAGAAUUCAUCAUAGCCCUGAGUGUAACGUCAAGGGGGAAGCUGGAGCAGAAGCUGAAAUGGGCCUUCAGCAUGUACGACCUGGAUGGAAAUGGCUACAUCAGCAAGGCAGAGAUGCUAGAGAUUGUGCAGGCGAUCUAUAAGAUGGUUUCCUCUGUCAUGAAAAUGCCUGAAGAUGAGUCAACCCCAGAGAAAAGGACAGAAAAGAUCUUCCGCCAGAUGGACACCAAUAGAGAUGGUAAACUCUCCCUGGAAGAGUUCAUCCGAGGAGCCAAAAGCGACCCAUCCAUAGUGCGCCUCCUGCAGUGCGACCCGAGCAGCGCCGGCCAGUUCUGAGCCCUGCACCAUGAAUCAUAGAGCUGCCUGUGUGCCCUUUUGAUUCUUCUUUUUAACAGUUUUUUUUUUUUUGCCAAACAAUAUUGAUGGUGAUGCUGUCCCCUGUGUGGUCAGAUGCGCCUUCCUCCGUGACGCCUUCAGCUUCUUCUGUCGUGGAUGCUUCGUGGGAAUGCCCAGAGCGCCCAUGUGCUUGUGGAGAGCAUGAACAGACUUCAUGGUGUUCAUUGUUGGGUGAUCUUUCACUGUUAUUUUUUUCUUUUGAUUCUAAUGUCUCUGUUCUAAAACCUAAGACUCAGUGGGGCAAGAGAAGGCAAACCCAUGCAGCCCAGUGAUUCUACUGCAGGCUUUGAGGGGCUUUUGUUUGAAAGACAAAAAUGUCCCCAGGUCUGUUAUCACACAUGCCCUUGAGGUGACAGAUGGCAUCAGAUGCUGGAUUCCCCAAGAACAAGUUACCCUCUGGGGCGAGGCUAUUAGAGGAGCUAGGGCAUUCCCCAGGGAGGCCCACUCUACUCUUCCCCAGCAGACUGAAGUUUCUAAGCUGUGAACAUUUCAAGGUAAAUGAAUAGAGGAGAGAAAAAAGAUGGCUCAGCUAUUUUUUCACAGGUUUACACUAGUUGAGCUAAUACGAAUUUCUUUGGAACUUACUCCAAAACCAGACCCAUCUUGUUGCCUAUUGUGAUUUAAAAAAAAAAAAAAAAAAACACUGCUGUAUAUAAAAUACUGGGUAUUGCAGAUCAAAUUGUUUUGCCUUGUUUAAAUGAAAUGCAUGUUUAGUGAGCACUAAUACAAUCUUAUUCCAGAAGACUGUUUUUAGUAGCUUAUUGUGAAGUAAGCCAGCUAUAAUGAAUGUCUAUGUCUUGUUUUAAAGUCAUAUGUGUCUUUGCACAAAUGUACCAAUCAACAAGUAUAUUUUAUAUAUUCCAUAAAAGUACAAAGUAACUAUGACUAGGGCCUGACCUUAACUUUGAAUGCUUUUCCAGAGUCCCAGCACCUGGAGAACAGAGCAGGGCAGGUUUAAGCAGGACACGUCAAGGGAGCAUUAGGAGGUUAACAUUUAUGCGAGAUGCAAGGCUGGUGUUUGCCCAACCCAGCCUAGCAGCGAAUCAGCAGCGUUAGACUGGAGGUGGGGGUACUUUUCUGAGCAGAUCGAUAUUCUGCAGACUUGAAAAAAAUAGUCUUGGGACUUCCCAAUGGUUUAACCCAUGUGCUUGGUUAGGGAGCUGCAUCUGGAACGUCCACUUGUCCACACCCCCAGGAGCCCGUCAAAGAGUCAGAAGUUGGGCAGUUACCUAACUCAUCAUAAAGAAGUAAGGACCAAAUGCGUCUGUGGUUUCCAAGACCCACUAUGGGGAAUCUAAAAGUUUCUCCAUCAAGGUGUUCUUUGGAUGCAGAUUUCUAUUUCCAGAAGUGACAGCACCAAUUUGAGUUGCUGUUAGGUAUGCACACAAAUUCAAAUUGAAGGCUAAGAGUGAAAACUGCAAGUUGUAUUCUCACAAGCAAUUGCUGGUCAUGGGCAAGUUGUAUUCUCACAAGCAGUUGGCAUGGGGAGGCCCAAACACUCAAGAGUGUAGGUGGUGAACCUGCCCCAAAAAGAAGGCAGAGUGUCCCCAGGGGGUCUAUCUGCUGCCAAGCCACUUCCUGUAGAACAGGAACCACAGAGAGAUAAACAUCAUAACCACGAGGAAAAUGUUGCUGAGCCCAUUCUAACCUCCAGGUUCCUGUGCAUGAUUUGAGUCUGUUCUAACUGGUAGCAAAAAUCCAAAUUUGUAUGAUGGGCCAAAUGAAUCAAAUUUGCAGGGUGAAAUUUUGACAGCCAGACUCAGUAAUUUUAAUUUUCCUCUGAGUGUCAGUUCCUCAUAGUGGUUCUAUACCAUGACUUUGCCAAAUUCCUGCAUGGGCCAAGUGGUAAAAUGUUUUUGAAAAAUAGAAUAUUGGCCUAAGGUAUGGAGUGCAGAGUGGGCAAGGGGACCAGAACCGUCUAUCGGGAGUGUUCAGGAGUCACAUCCCACUUUUUCCUGCUCUGGAUUGAGACCUGAUUCCUCCCUCUGGUUUUCCAUUGGAGGGUGAAAUCAGUUAAUGUUUGGAGAAACCCACCUGGGUUCUGCCCUUGGCCAUGGCAUGUCAUUGAACCAGACCCCGUCUGUUCCCUAGAACCUAGAUCUGGGACAAGGAGCAGAGAAGGCCUCCAGCUGCUCAGGAAAGAGAACAGAGCCAGACGUGUGGCUAAUGAGCGCCGAUGCUCCCAGAAUGUACGGAAAUAGUCCUUGUCCUGGCCUGCCACUGACCCUGUCUGUAUUUUUCUUGAGGGUUGUUUUGCUCCUUCUGCUCCUUCCCAGGAAGGCCUGCGUAUGUCUAGUCUAAU